Ambispora gerdemannii is the source of this 249-nucleotide messenger RNA. Lineage: Eukaryota; Fungi; Glomeromycota; Glomeromycetes; Archaeosporales; Ambisporaceae. The record is from the annotation of a GenBank genome assembly.
AUGAACAAUUUAUCAAUCGCCGACGAUAGUGCGGAUGCAAUGGGACUGUAUGGCAUUAACUUUUAUAUUAUCGUGUCGGAUCCGCAGAUGCAGAAAAAUUUGUCGGCUUUGACAAUGACAUUUACUGCUUUGGAUCCAGCAAUUCAAGCUGCUGCAAGAUCAAUUUUCACUAUACCUCCGAUUGAAGGCGCUCCAGAAAGAAUUGGGUCUACAUUAACUUCACAACAGCAAUCAUCACCAUCACAAUAG